AUGCUCUCCACGCCGGAGGAUCUUUCUUGGAGCCCGGCGCCGUUACCGUCACCGUCACCGUCACCGUCAACCAGACCGCAGCCAGAAGGGUCGAGGGAUCUGCCGCCUCAGAAGGUUACCUCUCUGAGCCUGUUCGAAUCAAUCGUUACGACCUACCCGCCGAUUCUCGAAUCACUCCUUGCGCAGAUACCCACCGCUUCUCUCCUACAUCUCUACCAUACAUCUCGACACCUGCGGAGCUUUCUCAGAGACUAUCCACUUGCAUGGAAAGCGGUGUCAUUCCGGCUCCCUCAGCCAACGCUGCUUCUGGGCUCGCCGGGGACCGAGACACCCGAUGCGCGGGAACGGCAGUCCAAGCAGUACGCGCUUGAUGCCCUGCUGAUACAAGUGGUGGUACCCUUCGGAACAAGGUUGACCAGCCUGGAUCUUUGCAACACUGCUGUCUCAGGCGUCGCCUUGACUUCGAGGGUUCUGCAACCUCGUCUGGCCACACUACAACAUCUUUCCGUCCGAGGCUGCAAGAACGUGUCGAUCAAGUAUCACAUCGUGCCCUUCCUCGAACCCUACAGCCAGCGUCGCAACCCCUGGGCCGAACGCGGCCAUCUAGCACUGAGGAGCCUCUACGCAUACAGAUGUCGGCACCACCGCCGCAGGCCGUACCUUCCCUCCUCCCUCCUGCGAAGAGACUCGGACUCGGAACCCACACAUCAGCUCAUCGAGAUAUGCCACGAACUGAGUAUAUGGACAGACACGGCUUGGUGUCCAACGCCGGGAGGGAGAUGCUAUCGGAGGAGAGACUAUCACGCUAACCGCGUUGCGGCAGGGACGGCAGAGGUGUGGGUACCGUUUGACAGGCUAUGGCGCUCAUGUAACCGCAUCGGACCGGCCGAAGACCGCACAGAAAGCCGAAAACCUGACGGGCGGUUGUGGGAGGACGCAGAGACUGGCCAUGAUGGAGAAGCACUAGGGACACAGGGCGGACCUUUCCAAGGUGAAGGGAAGGGCGUGCCAGCACACCUGCGCAGGAGCCACCGGACAUUCGUCGAAAACCUCAAGUGCGACCAGUGCGGAGACGCAAUCUCGGAGCGAUGCCAGCAAUGUAGCAUACGGAUGCACUGCAUGGGGUGCCGGAAGACGCUCUGCGCAAGCUGCGCUUUCACUCGUCCUCUUCCAAGAAAGCGCGCGAAGACAAGUCAUUCGACAAGCCUGGCCUUUGGAGCAAGUAACACAACACCGCUUGAUUCCAUGUCGACACCGUCCUCAUCACAACAUCAUAUCCGGCAUUCGCCAGGAACGAAAAAGAACCGGUUCUGGUGGGCCCCAGGAGUAACGCGGUCGCCGAACUUGAUGAACGAAAAUGUUGCUGAGGAGGAUUCCUCCGAAUCUGACGAUGCUGCCGCCAACAAUGGAUCCACCUCUAUGACUUCCAUUUCUGCACCGCCAAAGCUCAAGAUGAACUGGUGCUGUCUCGAGCCAAUAUUCUCGGGAAGCGGAGACAUAGCAAUCUUGGGCCACGGUCUCGGCCGGGACGGCGCAGAGCGGAUUCGCGCAGCACCAUUACCGAAAGGCAAGGGAUAUGAGGAUCCGGACUUCACUUCGCUGCUUACGUCGCCGGAGCUAUUACGGAAAAUGAAGAACCAGCCACUUUACAAUCACGUUUUGGGUGACGACGUGGAUAUACUGCCGCACCUCCAACGAGAGAUCCUUGAUCUGCAAGCUGAAAGUUGUCCGCGCAGUCUCUGCCAGGAUUGCUAUCUAGCGUUUCGAUGGAAGAUCUCUUGCCGCGCUUGCAAGCGGCCUAUCUGCAAAGAGCAUGAUCUCAGAGGUCUCAAAGUGAGGAAGUGUGGGUACAGGGACCUCAAUAUCGAGCGCGAAUACGUCCUUAGUUUUCAGCCUGCGGUCAGCAAUCUUGAGAUACCCGCCUUUGGAGCGUCGGAGCUCAGGCCACUGCCAUCAGUUCCUCCAUGCAGUCCACCAAGCGAUCUACCAGUUCCCCAGCCUAGUAGCCUCGCUGAAGCGGAUAACACAGCAGAUGUCUUUGGGACCCCGCUGGAACGCUCUUCGGCAAGCUGUAGUUCUGAUAGAAAGCCUGUUCAGGCAUCUGACCCAGAACAUCCUGGGCGCACCAUGUCAAACACGCCAGACAGCACAGCGGGCACUACAGCACGUGCUGCGCAAGUCGAGAACAGCAAACUCUUCCAUGCAUCACGCGCACCCGACAUGUCCACAUCGGUCUUCUCCGAUCGCUUCGCCUCUACCAGCACGCUGGGUCCUGGUAUACCGCGUCAGCGCGCACUCAGUUUGUCGGGCCUUCAACCUAGACCGUCCCUCUGGUCCUGGCCGGACUCAUCGCGACCAUCGCAAAGAGACCAUCUACCGCUGCCGUGUCAUCCGCGUCAUCCGGUGCAGUGGGAGGGUUGUGGGGCUUACUUCUGUCAGCAGGUCCGGCCGAUUACCGACGGUCGGUUUCGGUGCACGGCGACGGUGAAGGAAUGCGCGGAGUGUGGGGUUUACGUGUGCGAGUUCUGCCUUGCGGAUACCGCCCGCUGCCCCUGCACCUACUGCAAACAAACCUUCCACUGCCCGCACUGUACCCUGAAGCCGUCAGUGCAGGCACAGUGCCGCCGCGAAGAAGAGCAGCGCGCCCAGAUCGCGGUCAUGCUAGCUGAGAAGAAGCGGCAAGAACGAGAAGUGGAGUUCUUGAAGCACGCCGAUGAGCUUGCUGAGGGCGUGCAGGAGUUCUUUGCUGGACUAUCUGCUGAGGAUGAGGCGGGGCUGGAGUACAGUGCUGAGGAUGAGACGCUGAUUGCUGAGGUGUUGGCGGCUGCUGAGGAGAGCUCGUUCAUCUAG
Molecule: messenger RNA, 2850 nt
Organism: Coniosporium apollinis CBS 100218
Lineage: Eukaryota; Fungi; Ascomycota; Dothideomycetes
Exons: 2
Coding region: 1-2850 (949 amino acids)
Source: RefSeq, a predicted model, not a curated record